This is a messenger RNA of Saprolegnia parasitica CBS 223.65, 2791 nucleotides long. RefSeq lists its product as hypothetical. NCBI's taxonomy places the organism in Eukaryota, Oomycota, Saprolegniomycetes, Saprolegniales, Saprolegniaceae. The record is from RefSeq and is a predicted model, not a curated record. Bases 1 to 2721 code for a protein of 906 amino acids. Gene Ontology annotation, cellular component: perinuclear region of cytoplasm. The transcript has 6 exons.
AUGCAAAUGACGGCCGAGACGAGCGACGACGAUGCGCUCGAGGCAUUUCUGCGCGACGACGGAGUCCCGUCGCCCAACCUCUCGACCGACCACGAUGCGAUUUCGGACCUCGCGUCCAUCGCCGUCGUUAUUCCGUCGUACGUCGAUCACUUUGACGUGCUCGUACCGGCCGCCGAGGUCGUUGUCGGCAGCGUCUCGCCCGAGACGCUCGCGGCGCAGGAGGCCGAGCUCGAAGCCGCGCGGCUCGCGCAGGCGCAAGCGGAUGCUAGCGCGUACAUUGCCCGCGAGAGUCUCCUCGCGUACAAGGAAAAGCAGACCAAAAAGCGGCUGGAAGCGCAGGCACAAGCGCACAAAACCAACUUGGCCAAGCGCGAGCUGCAGAGCCUGCGCGUCGUGGAGCUUCAGUCCAAGAAGCUCACCCAAGUCUUCCAGCACGCCGAGAGCCACAUGAAGAACGUCCUUGGACAGCAGCAAGCACAUGUCCGAGACACGUACGGCGACGCGACGGCCCGCACUCCGAUUCAAACGCGCCGGUACCGCGCCGAGUGGGCCAAGAUCCCGCAGCCCGUCGAGCUCCACUUGCACAUGCUUCGCGCGCCAAAGGACAAAUUGCCCCAAGGCCACUAUGUGCUUUUAGCAACGCUCUACGACCGCCUCGGGGGCAACCCGAUCUCGUGGGGUGUGGCGGGCGAGCGCGGCAUUGGUCGCGACUACCCUGGCAUCACCCGGCCGAUCUUUCACCGCGGCCACUUUUACAAUACAGAACUGAGUCUCGACCAGAGCAUUUUCUGCGUCUGCCCGUCCGAGCUCGAUUUGCGCCCGGCCAAUGUCGUAAUCCUCGAGCUCUACUUGCUCAGCGGCGCCAGCGCCAUGCACGACACAGUCGUUGGUUGGGCCGCGCUGCCCGCGUGCACGACCGACUUUACCAUCCUUGAAGGCCGCUUCAAGGUUCCGAUGCUGCGCGGCGACAUUGACCACACAAUCACCAAGUACCACGACAUUGAGCGCAUGUAUACAAUGGAUCUCGGCGCUUGGCUCUGCAACGUGUACCUCACGGCCAAGCACUUGCCCCGGGAGCGGCUCGACGACGCUGGCGUCCUCCAGCGCGAGUACGACGUCGAGGUUGACUUCAUGAACCAGCUUCUCAAGCUCGAAACUACCGACCGCGCGCUGCUCCACAAGGAGGAAUACGCGGCAGCCAUGGGCGGUGGCGUCGUCCAGACCAAGCCAAAGUCGCAGCACUUAGCCGACCAUGUGUCCUGGGGCCACGCCGCGGCCGAGCUCCAGAGCGCACGGCACCGCAAGCCAAAGGCUGGGAGCAGCAACAAGGUCCUUCCUGGCGUCCCCGAGUCGGCACCCGCUCUAGUGGAAGCGCCCUCGAAGCUGAAGACGCCGAGGAAGAAGCGGUCGUGGCAGUCGUGGUUCCGCCGACGCAGCACCAAAUCCAAGCCCCUCUUGGUGCGCUCGAUGGUCGACGAGACCAUCGAGCUGCUAGAACCGAGGUCGCCACGGGCCACCGACGAGAGCGAAAGCAACGACGCCAACAACGACGACGAGGACACGCCGGCGGUGCCACCAAACGACAUGCACGCGUGGGAAGGCUUUUCGUUCACGACCAACCGCCACUUGGAUGAGACGGUCGCCAAGCACCAGCGCUUUGCUGUUUACCGCAAGCUGCGCUACCUCAAGCAAGAGCUGUUUGCGGAUCUCGGCUUGGCCAAGGCGUCGACGCUGCAGUUUUGGCUCAUGCUCUCCUUCCUUCUACUCGCUUUUUGGCUCCGCGUUUACGUCCACUACCUCGGGCAGUGGCUCUACCUCCGGUCAGCCAAUGUGCCCGUCUUCACGUUCGAGCCCGCGCUCACCACGUGUGUGCUCAAGUACAUUUGGAGCACCGUGCCGAGCGUCGUCGAGGUCGUCUGCAUCUGCGCCGGCGUCGUCUUCAACAUGCUCGCGUUUCUGCUGCUCAUGCUCGUUGCGUACGUUUGUCAGCGCGUCCUUGGCGACUUUCCCGAGCUCGGCUCCCGCUUCAUCGCGUGCUUUGGCCUCGGCACGGUUUUGGACCCGGCGCUCAUCUUCCUCGUGGACCUCCUCUCGCACAACUAUGCCUGCGCCAACCUCCCCGAGUGCGUUGACCCGUCCUCGGCCCUCUGCACGUGUGCCGAAGGCGACGCGUUCAAGCUCUAUGCGCGCUACGUGCUCUCGGAAGGCACGGGUAUCGUCGGCGCCGUCUUGACGCUGCUCCUCUACGGCAUCCUCAUGAGCCUCGCUGCCGUGCUCUUUUACACCUACCUCCUCCACUUGCACAUGAACGGCCGCAUGUUGGACGUCUACCGCCGCGUGCACGCGCGCCAAGGCACGUUCUUCGUACCCCACGACUUUGAGGUCUCGGCCGCCGAGGUGCGCAAGCUCUGCGACCGAGCAUCUCGGUGGAAGUCCAUGCACGGCGCCCAGCGCAAGACCGCCGUCUGCGAGUACGAGCUCCGCGACCCGCUGGACCCAACCUUUGUCGAGACCACCGUGCACAUUGCAAUCUUCACGCUGGAGCUCGACGGGUCGCGACAGCUGUACCGACACUUUAUCCAAAACCCCGACGGCGAGAUCCUCGAGGUUUUUGGCGCGCUCUCCGACAGCUUUGGCUCGCAGUACGCUUCGCUCGAGACGGCGCUUUUUCAGACGCAACCCGACGUGGCUACCCCGGGCUUGUUUGAUACUAUUGUAUAACGCGAUUCCAACCAAACGCCGCCGUCCCUUUGGCUAUGCGACGGCGUCCAAGACAGCGGCUCCGAGCUCG